AUGACUGUACAACAGUUCUACUUGCUGGGCGAUGAUCCCUCAUCCUCCAGGUCUAUCAAAGUCGAAUCGACACUGGACAUCAAUGGCCUCAAGGGCCUUGUAGCAGCGCAUUUUGCUAUUGUUGAACCGAGUGGGGUUGGCUUCCUGAGCCAAGAUCGGGCAUUGCUUGAUGUCACAGAAGUGAUUACGGCGCCGGGGCAGGUUGCUAUUACCAUCGAUGGUCACGAAAUUCGUGAUCCACCCGGGCCUGCCGGCUUGCCCUAUGUUGGAAACUACUUCGAGGUUUACCCUGACCACCUUGGUAAUCAUCAACGUCUUUUCGAGCAAUUUGGACCGUUGAUCAAGACAACAAACAUGGGCCGAACUACCUAUCAGACCAACGAUCCGGAAAUUUCUGCCAUCGUUUUAACCGAGUCUGAUUUCUUCACUAAGAAGAUUAACGAAGCCCAUCCACUCUAUGCCCUAAAACAACCAGCUGCCGGGGUGUUCCUCGGUGACACCGAUACUCCUGAGUGGAAGGUUGCCCAUAAGUUUCUUCCUCCUGCUCUCGGUCCAAAAGCAGUUCGUCACUAUGCUCCAACAAUGCAGAAGACGGUCGAGGAUUCCUUCCGUGUCUUUGAUGCUUUUGAUCAAGAAGAGGAGGCCUGGAACGUCUAUCGCUAUAUGUUAAAACUAGGCUCACAAGCCGUCGGCAAACUGACUCUUGGUUUGGAUUUUGAGCAUUUCAAUGAGCCCGACGCUCCACUGCACGAAAUGGUCCAUCUUAUCGCCGAGGUUCUUUCCUUGAACAAAAAGGUCACCUCCAAAGGUGACUGGUAUGCACGAAUGCCAUUUGGGGAUCCUCAGAGGCUGAAGCGUACAAAGGCACGUAUUGAGCAAAUGGUGGAAGAAUCAAUUCAGAAGGCCGCACGAGGUGGCGUUGAGGAUCUCCCCCUUCAGGAUGCGGCACUUCAGGCCUCUAAUAUGGUUGAUUAUGCCAUUCGCGCGACCGACAACAAAGGCGAGAAACUGCCGAAGUCUAGCUUAGUAUGGGCACUUAUCGUCGCAACCGGUGCUGGAUUCACUACAACGAGUUCUCUUCUCUCGUGGCUUAUAUAUGGCCUUGUUACCUAUCCAUGCAUGCAAGAAAGACUUUUGCAGGAGCUGAUUGAUCAUGGUAUCGACGAGAAGACGGAAAUUACCGCCGAUGUGACGGACCGGCUGGAAUUCUUGGACAAGUACAUCAAGGAGACUCAACGUCGUCACAAUCCUUCGUUCCAGCCUGGUCGCACGGCCAAGGUCGAUUUGGUUCUCCCUGGGGGUUACAGAUUGCCGAAGGAUGCUGUUGUGAUCCCUGCGCUGCACCAUAUUCACAACAAUCCGGCCCUAUGGGACAACCCACAGAGGUUUGAUCCCGAUAGGUGGGAUACAGACGCGGUGAAGUCCAGGCACAAGGCAGCAUAUAUCCCAUUCGCAACAGGACAGAGGAUGUGUAUUGGUUUCAACUUUGCCCUCCAGGAAAUCAAGGUUUUCCUUCCAAAACUCAUCUAUCGAUACAAGUUCACUCGUGAAGGAGAUGGGCCUAUCGAAUACGAUCCCAUGUUUCAGCUGAUUCGACCAAACAACCUAUUUGUUCGUGCACAGCGACGAGUCAAGUGGCCCCCGAGAACGGAAAAUCUUUGA
This is a messenger RNA of Penicillium cataractarum, 1662 nucleotides long. RefSeq names its product cytochrome P450. The coding region runs from base 1 to 1662 and encodes 553 amino acids. The transcript has 3 exons. The record is from RefSeq and is a predicted model, not a curated record. Gene Ontology annotation, molecular function: iron ion binding; monooxygenase activity; oxidoreductase activity, acting on paired donors, with incorporation or reduction of molecular oxygen. NCBI's taxonomy places the organism in Eukaryota, Fungi, Ascomycota, Eurotiomycetes, Eurotiales, Aspergillaceae.